CCUCUCGGCCGGGUCUUGCUGGAGCCGCGGGCGAGAGCGAAGAUGGCGACGUGGGCGUGCGGGAUGCCGGCGCGGCGCUUGCUGCUAAUGGCGGCGCUGCGGGGCGGAGACCCUUGCCUGGCCCGCGGAAGCGGCGGGGCCCGGGACUACUCCAAAGACCACGAAAGCAGCUGGUUCCGUUCCCUCUUCGUCCACAAAGUGGACCCCCGAAAGGAUGCUCAUUCCAACCUCCUGUCAAAGAAAGAGACCAACCACUUGUACAAGAUACAGUUCCACAAUGUGAAACCUGAGUGCCUGGAUGCCUAUAACAACCUGACGGAGCAGGUACUUCCAAAGCUGCACUCGGACUCGGACUACCCCUGCGACCUGGUUGGCAACUGGAAUACUUGGUACGGUGAACAGGACCAGGCAGUGCACCUCUGGCGAUUCACCGGUGGCUACCCAGCCCUCGUGGACUGCAUGAACAAGCUGAAACAGAACCAGGAGUACCUGGAAUUCCGGAAGGAGAGGAGCAAAAUGCUGCUGUCCCGAAGAAACCAGCUGCUAUUGGAGUUCAGCUUUUGGAAUGAGCCUUUGCCACGACCUGGGCCCAAUAUAUAUGAACUGAGGACGUACAAGCUGAAACCUGGGACCAUGAUUGAGUGGGGAAAUAACUGGGCACGGGCCAUUAAAUAUCGCCAAGAGAACCAGGAAGCUGUGGGCGGCUUCUUCUCACAGAUCGGGGAGCUGUACAUCGUGCAUCACUUGUGGGCCUACAGGGACCUGCAGUCUCGAGAGGAGACGAGGAAUGCUGCCUGGAGAAAGCGAGGGUGGGAUGAGAACGUUUAUUAUACAGUGCCUCUGGUCCGGAGCAUGGAAUCACGAAUCAUGAUCCCCUUGAAGAUCUCCCCCUUGCAAUGAUGCUGUCGCCAGGCGCCCUCUCUCCGCACAAAACACGCAGAAAGAAAUUGAGCUGGACACAUUUUCCUCCGCCCGGAUCCUCUCUGCACUCUUUUCUGACCUUCUCCUCACCCCAUCACCUGCCCCCCACCUUCUCUUGCCGUUUUGUCUGGAGACCCAUCUCCUUGCCUUCCUCCUCCCUUUCCCUUCCAGUCUCUUGGUUUCCAGAAGGUGCGUCGGAAUCCUGCUGAGCUCAUCUUUUUGAUGCUGAGAAGCUUGGAGGCUUGACGUGUUGCCAUAGAUGGGCGACCCAGUCUGGCUUGUUCCAGAGGCUGAUGAUUCUUUGGAUGAAACUGCUGAGGGGGUGCUGGCUGUUGCUUGUUGUGGCAUACACAAUUAUCUUGAGAUUCAUUAAGAGGCCCCUGCUCCCCUCCUGGAACUACAGUUCCCAGAGUUCCCUGGGGAAAGGGAUUGAUUAUUAAACCGAUCUGGGAAUUGUAGUGCUGGGAGGGGAAUAUCCGACGCGGGUUCUGCGGCUUCCGAUUGGCUGCAGGAGCUUCCUGCAGCCAAUUGGAAGCCGCGCCUUGGUUUCCAAACGUUUUGGAAAUUGAAUGGAAGUUGAAUGGUUUCCGUUCAACUUCCGAGGUACGACUAUUAUGCGCAACAGGGUAGCGUUCUCGGUAAUGUAUUGAAUGUGUACUUCGGGUGUGGGGAACCUUUAUAACCUGCUGGAUGUUGCUGAACUAUAAUUCCCAUGGUCACGCUGGCCUUGCUUGCUGGAAGUUGUAGUUCUGCAGCCUCUGAAAGGCCAAAAGUGUCGUCCUCCUUGCCUGCUUAGCUUGGUCUCUCUAUAAUGCACAGACCGAAAAAUCCCUGGUGGUUUAAAUGUGGUCGCCCAGCUGUGAGUUAAGAGAGGAGGUGGAGAGAGACAAGGUCCUCUCAAUGGCACAAUUCAUCUUUUCUCUUGACCAGUUACCCAUCUCUGUGUAGCAUAGUGAGGCUGUGCUUGUUCUUAUUUUAAGUGCUCUUCUGCCUAGGGACCAUGUUAAAACAGCCUAGCUGCACAUGCAAUAAAAUAUUUAAUAUACUA
Molecule: messenger RNA, 1969 nt
Organism: Zootoca vivipara (common lizard)
Lineage: Eukaryota; Metazoa; Chordata; Lepidosauria; Squamata; Lacertidae
Gene: NIPSNAP1
Product: nipsnap homolog 1
Biological process (GO): sensory perception of pain
Cellular component (GO): mitochondrion
Source: RefSeq, a predicted model, not a curated record